Messenger RNA from Rhinolophus ferrumequinum (greater horseshoe bat), 1764 nucleotides. It is a transcript of the gene NOXA1, whose product is annotated as NADPH oxidase activator 1. The record is from RefSeq and is a predicted model, not a curated record. The transcript has 13 exons. Gene Ontology annotation, biological process: superoxide anion generation. Gene Ontology annotation, molecular function: protein binding; superoxide-generating NADPH oxidase activator activity. Lineage: Eukaryota; Metazoa; Chordata; Mammalia; Chiroptera; Rhinolophidae. Bases 295 to 1743 code for a protein of 482 amino acids.
GGGGCGGGGCCGCUCUCCUGUCGAGGGGCGCGGAGGACCGCAGGAAGAGAGCGCACCUGGCGCUCACCGACGUCCCGCCCCCAGCACCACGGCCCAGCGGCCCUCCGCCCCUGACCCCCCGCGGGCUUCGGAGGGUUCCCCGCAACCCCUGCCAGCUUCCGGACCCAGGCGUCCCUACUCCGCGGUCCUCAGUCCCCCAGUUAUCCCACGGGACCCCCAACGCCGCCGGCCGCACGCCCGCCCGGAAGCAACGACUUACGCCGCGGCCGGGCCGGGACAGGGGCCGACGUCGCCAUGCCCUCGUUCGGUGACCUGGUGCGCGACUGGCAGCGGGGCGCGCAGGCCGUGGCGCGCGGGGAUUGGGGCUGCGCCCUGCAGCUCUUCUCGAGCGUCCCGGACCCGCCCGCCAGGAUAUGCUUCAACGUGGGAUGUGUGCACCUCCUGGCGGGGGACCCGGAGGCCGCGCUGCAGGCAUUUGACAAAGCGGUGACCAAGGACGCCUGCAUGGCUGUCGGCUUCUUCCAGCGAGGAGUGGCCAACUUCCAGCUGGAGAGAUUCCAGGAGGCCCUGUUCGACUUCCGACUGGCCCUGGAGCAGCUGAGGGGCAAUGCCGCCAUUGACUACACACAGCUGGGCCUGCGGUUCAGGCUGCAGGCCUGGGAGGUGCUGUUCAACGUGGCCUCAGCACAGUGCUGCCUGGGGCUCUGGGCCCAAGCCACCCGCAGCCUGGAAGAAGCCAUCUCCAAGGGGCCAGAAGGGGCCCGCGAGGACCUGAGAACUGCCCUGGACCAAGUACAGAAACAGGCCUUCCUGCAGCCUCGGCAGGUUCCCAGGGGCGAAGUCUUCCAGCCCCACAGACGAUACCUGCAGCACCUGGCACCUGUGGAUUUCCUGGGCAAGGCCAAGUUUGUUUCCACCUGCCGGAGGAGGUCUGGCCAUCUUGGGCCCCCCACCCUACAGGUAGUGGUAGCCUCUGCUGCCCCUGACGACCAGCACGAGGGUGUCCGGCCUCAGCAGCCCCAGGUCCAGGCACCAGGCCUGGGGAAGCUGCACCCACCCCAGGGCCCCACACGGGCCCAGCAGAGCCUGUGGCUUUCCUUGCAGAGGCUCCACACCGAGCAAGUUGGCGAACAGGUUCCUCCAGAGCUGCCAGCAGCUAGGGGCCCAGACUCUGGACCCUCUCAGGACCACUCAGGUGCUGGGGGAGUGGCUGUGGGGGACCCCGAGGCCUUGCUGACCAUCACGGUGCAGUGUGCCUUCACCCUGACCCUGAAGGCCCCAAGAGGAGCUGACCUGUCCAGCCUGCGGGCCCUGCUGAGCCAGGCCCUCCCUCUCCAGGCCCAGUGUGGGCAGCUCAGUUACCGAGACCCUGGUGAUGGGCACUGGGUCCCCCUCCCCGAGGAGGAGGCCCUGCAGAGGGCCUGGUGGGAUGCAGGUUCUGGCCCCACCGGGCUGCAGCUCCAGUGCCGAGGAGUAGGCGGCCGGCCUGUCCUCUACCAGGCGGUGGCCCAGCAUGGCUACUGUGCCCAGGGGCCCGAGGACCUGGACCUGCAGCCUGGGGACACCGUGGACGUCCUAUGUGAAGUGGACCAGGCCUGGCUGGAGGGCCACUGUGAUGGCCGUGUUGGCAUAUUCCCCAAGAGCUUCGUGGUCCCUGCCGGCCAGGGCGUGAGAUGCCAUGCCCCCCCGCCUUCCGGGCCCAGUGAGAUCAGCUCCGAGGGAUCGCGUGACAGGAAGGUUUAAUAAAAGCAAUCUGCUCACCAA